This is a messenger RNA of Notodromas monacha, 3822 nucleotides long. The record is from the annotation of a GenBank genome assembly. Lineage: Eukaryota; Metazoa; Arthropoda; Ostracoda; Podocopida; Cyprididae.
UAUGGAUUGCUGGGACCGAGUGGAUGCGGAAAAACGACGUUGCUCAGUUGCAUUGUUGGACGUUUGCGACUGGAUGCGGGCGAGAUUCGGGUUUUCGGACAAAAGCCCGGCCACAAGGACUCGGGGGUUCCCGGCAGCCUCGUGGGUUACAUGCCCCAGUGUCUGCCAGUCAACAGGUGUUCCGACGAGGCUGGUUACCACAGGUUGCCCACUGGCUCCAACUCGUCGACUAUCGAGAAGAGACCCGCAGCAAUGCUCGGGGUCUUGUGUAAAGGGGAAUGCGGGUUCAAGGGGUUCGUGCAUUGGCACAGUUCAAAGGGCUGCAGUAUUAUUGGUGGGAGGGGUCGCGGAAAACAUGUCUUCGAAGGGGAAAUCGCCUUGUACCAGCAGUUUUCUAUCGAGGAAACUUUGAGGUAUUUCGGCAGACUUCACGGCAUGCGAAUGGAUGAAAUCAAGCGCAGAACCGCGUUUUUGAUCCGUUUCCUCGGCCUACCGAACACCAGCAGGAUGGUGGAGAAUCUCAGUGGUGGACAACAAAGGCGAGUUUCUCUGGCCUGUGCCCUUUUGCAAAAACCGAAGCUGCUCAUUUUGGACGAGCCGACUGUUGGAGUUGAUCCAUUGCUGCGAUACAGUAUCUGGUGCCACUUGGUGACUUUGGCGAGGGAUGAAGGGACUUCCGUGGUCAUUACCACCCAUUACAUCGAAGAAGCCCGCCAAGCAAACAGGGUCGGUCUGAUGCGCAAUGGAUGUCUCCUGGCAGAAGCAUCUCCGGAAUCGCUGCUAAUUGCUCAUCGUUUGACUUCGCUGGAAGACGUUUUCCUCAAGCUGUGCCAAUCCGUGGAGAAUUUGCCGAAAAACGGAGUGGCUACAGAGUCGGGCAGCAGCAGCGGGAUCAGCCAAGACGGCGGCUCAUCCGCCCAACAGGGCCACUAUUACGCCGUCUCAUCCAAAGUCAGGGAUGUCGGCGGCGGCGGUGGCGGCAACGGUGGCGGCGGUCGGAACGCUGGCUACGAAAACCCGGGUUUCGCCAGUGAAUCGACGAUGAAUCCCCAUGGGAAACGGGGGCGACCGACGAGGGACCAGGUCGACACCUUGACCCUGAACGAAAUAGUUGCAUCGAAGACCCAGGGCUUGUUUCAAGACGGACACGACCCGUUCCCGGUGACGACGAGGUCACGCCGCGGUCGGAGCUGGGUGCCGACUCUGACCACGAUGCGGGCCCUGCUCAUUAAGAAUUUUAUCUCCAUGUUUCGGCAUAAGGGAGCGCUGACCUUCGAAAUUUUGCUACCGCCUUUCCAAAUCAUCUUGUUCUGCCUGACGCUGAGUGCGGACCCGCAAAGCCUGGGUUUGGCCGUUUUCAACGAAGAAGCCUUCAACAUCACUUCACCGACUCAAGCCAGUUGCGACGAUUUUUCCUUCUCUUGCGGACUCAUUGACAGAUACAGAUCGGACAUUUUAAAACCGAGAUACUACGAGUCGAUGGAAGCUGCGACUAAAGCCGUGUUAGAAGGAGAAGCCUGGGGAACUUUGCACGUGAGAAAGAAUUUUUCGUCUGCCUUUCUGGAGCGGGUUUACAACGUCACUGACGCGAGUGAACAGCUGAUCCGCGACAGCACCAUCGACGUUCGACUCGACAUGACGAAUCAGCAAAUCGUUUUCGUCAUCACGCGAGAAUUGCUGACGAAAUUCGGGGACUUCUUCAAACAAAUGAUGAGCGAUUACGGUUUCGAUCCAAACCUCGCUUCUUUGCCGCUGGAGUUCGGAGAGCCGAUUUACGGCGUCAAAAAUCCGAAGUAUACCGAGUUCGUUGCUCCCGGAAUGUUGGUCAUGAUCGUAUUCUUCAUGGCAAUGGGUUUGACGGCGAUGGCUUUCGUGCUCGAGCGCAAGCAAGGAUUGAUUUAUCGAAGCUACGUCUCAGGAGUGAAGAACGUGGAGGUGCUGGUUUGCUACAUGAUAACCCAAGCGUGCGUCGUGACAAUCCAGAUUGUUUUAACACUGCUUGUGAUGCUGGUUGCAUUCAAGCUACCCAACCGCGGCUCGGUCGCCGUCAUGUCUUUGCUGUGCUUCAUGCAGGGCGUUUGCGGCAUGUCUUUCGGUCUUCUUGUUUCGUGUCUCGUGAACGAUGAAACAUCUGCGAUCGUCGCAUGCAUGGGAGUCUUCAUGCCUUCUUUGCUUCUCAGCGGCAUGUGCUGGCCGAGAGAAGGCAUGGAUCCAAUUUUACGGAUGAUUAGCUUACCGCUGCCACACACAUUCGGCACGGAUGCCCUUCGGAGCGUAAUGUCACGAGGGCUCGGGUUGAGCGACUUCACGGUACUCAUGGGUGUUGUGGUGCCCGGGGCCUGGACUAUUGUGCAGAUGGGACUUUCAGGCAUCUCUGUUCACCUCAAAGAAGGUUUUUAAGAAGGAUGGGAUGAUUAUUUUCCCGCCCCUAUCAUCGCGACACAACACGAAGAACUAAUUUGGUCGCGCGUUUGGGCCAAACAAGUGUGUUACGACGAGUUGAGUGCAUGUGUUUGCUUCCUUGGUGUGGAUAUAAUUGAGGACAUUUUCGAGAAGGGGGGUAUAACGGAAUGGAAGCGAGAAAGCUGUGCAAUUUUGCGUGUUUUUCUGAACAAAAAAACGCGAUUAUACAAAUUGGCCAUUGAUUCCACGACGCACCUUGACUAGUAAGUUUUCAAAAGAGUGGAGAACUGUUCGCUGACGGAUUGUCACACCCACCAUAAACUUUUGAAAGGUGGAUCAAUUUAUAAAUGAAAAUAUUUCCCCAAGCCCUUUGAAAUAAUAAACCACACGUAAUUUUAUUUUUUGUGGAAUUAUUUUUCAAUCAAAUACUGUAUUGCGAGUAUGUGGAAAAUUUUCACUGUUUUCAAGAGAGCAAAAAACGUGUCCUCAAAUUAGCAAUUAAAGAGGUCCCAGUUUACUAAAUUAUUUUCUGGUGUUUUCAACUAAGUUCAUGAUAUUCUGUAUUCAUUAUAUGAAUUGAUGCACUUUUUUAGAAUUUGAAACACUGCAUAAACUUGCAAUUCUCUGAAAAAUUAAGGGUUUCCUGAUUGUUUUCAGUUAAGAACGUACUCGGAUUCUUUUCUUCCAGUAAAAAUCUGAAUAAAUGCGCUCAUUACUCGGUUUAUGAAUUGAUAAUGAAGCUCAAAUAACGUGCUUACUUUCAUUGGGAUAAUAAAUUUGUCAGGAUUCAAUUUUUAUCACUGCGGAAGGCGUUUUUCUAUUGCGAGAGACCAAAAAUCGCUUUCUCCAAGACUUUCUUCUGUAGAAGAAGGUAGCAUUGGGCAAUUAGAAUAAAAAAGUACUUGAACACAUUUUAAAUUUCUUGUCGUCUUUGUUAGACUAUUGACUUCAUAGGCAAUGUUGUGCCAUUAUCUUCAUACUUCAUUGAUUGCGUCGAUUAAUUUUUUUUCGGUUGUUGAACCUGAACUGUGGGUCGUUGAUCGGAGAUUUUUGCCUUCUCAUGAUGUCCAUUGUCAGAUUGCCUCACAGAACAGCUGAUGUUUUUUUUCUCCAACACAUGCGCUAGUAAGAAAUGUUUUUUUGCUAGUAAAUAACAGCAGGCUACUGUUUUUUUGUCAAUCACGAGGUGGAGUUUGAAGGAUGGGAAUUGUGCUUGAGCGGGAAAAUUUAAUUUGAACUCAUGCAGAAUAGUUGCGCAAAAAAAUACAAGUCUGUAUUUUCAAUUUAGGGAUGAAAAAAUAUUUUUAAUGAGGCUUCCAUUUUUUUUUUUGCUAGGAAAGUCAUGAUUAUAGGGAGGCAUUGAAGAAAGAAAAACAGCUGCCUCGAGAUCGCCUAUAAUUUUUUUUUCGGUGAAAAACG